AUGGGUACAACUGGCCGCUGGCUGUGCAUAAUCUCCCAGAUGAGCUCCUGUCUUUUGAUGCCGUGCGUCUUCCUUGUGCUCGGCGGCCAGUUGCUUGACGGUCUCUUUCCAAACGCUUUCAGUCAGAGCACAUGGACGAUCCUCAUGGCCUUGACAGUGCUACCGGUGUGUCUAGUGCCGACUCUAAAGGAAGGUUCGGGGGCUGCUUUUGCAGGCUGUGUGGGGACGAUUAUUGCCGACAUUACCGGUGUUGGGAUUGUGAUGCACGGCAUGCGUGGCCACCCCAGCGUUCCGUACCCGGAACUCAAGUUUUCUCAAGUGGCGGGUGUGUUCGGUAAUCUCUCCCUCGCUUACGGUGCUGGUAUCGUUAUCCCCGACCUGCAGCGUCAACACAGCGACCCUCGUCGUAUGCCUCGUGUUGUCGGUAUCACUGUCGCGUUCGCCUCUGCACUCUUUCUUGUCCUCGCCAGUACUGCGUACUCGGUUGUCGGCUGUCAGAUCUCGGGCAACUUGUUGUUUACGAUCUACCCCGAUAGCGAUACGGGUCUAACCUCUUUGGGAUUCGCGUCGGACUGGGGCAUGGUGGUGCUUGCCUACAUUUUCAUGCAGUUUUAUAUAUCGAUCGCUUUCUCUGUCGUCCUGAACCCGGCAUUCUACCUCGCCGAAUUUGUAGUUCUCGGUAUGCACAAGAAGUCGAUCGUCGAUACUGAGAACGGCUUCGCUUUCGAGGAGAACGUUACCCCCGCUGCUAUUGAUGCAAAAAGCGCGGACCUCAGUGUCUCGAACAGCUCGGGACAGCCAUCGAAUCGGCGUUCUAAGACGUCGUAUGUGUCGGUGGCGGACUCGGAGCGUGUGCAUGACAACGAAGAAGAGGAGGCUGCAGAAUAUAUCGGCACAGGCGUCACCAUUAAGUACGUCUCUCUGCGUAUCGUCAUCAUCACUAUCCUAGUGGUCCUUGCUAUUGUCGUCAAGGAUCACUUCACCGAGUUCGCUGACUUCGUGGGGGCCUCCUGUAUCACCAUGAGCUGCAUCUUGUUGCCAACCACCUUCUACCUCAUCAAGGCUUGGGGGCGCAUUGCUAUCUACGAGAAGGCAGCGGCUGGUGUUGUUCUCGUUGCGUGUUCUUUCUUGGGUUGCUACGUUACGUACACUGCUGGCAAGGCGCUGUUCGCUCCCACGGAGAACGACGCCCAAUUUCCGUACUGCCACGCCGAUUUCGAGAAAACCAUUUACUACAACUACACGGCUGCGCACCAAGAGUAA
Molecule: messenger RNA, 1263 nt
Organism: Phytophthora infestans T30-4
Lineage: Eukaryota; Oomycota; Peronosporomycetes; Peronosporales; Peronosporaceae
Product: amino acid/auxin permease-like protein
Exons: 1
Coding region: 1-1263 (420 amino acids)
Biological process (GO): amino acid transmembrane transport
Cellular component (GO): vacuolar membrane
Molecular function (GO): amino acid transmembrane transporter activity
Source: RefSeq, a predicted model, not a curated record